Molecule: messenger RNA, 1077 nt
Organism: Diplodia corticola
Lineage: Eukaryota; Fungi; Ascomycota; Dothideomycetes; Botryosphaeriales; Botryosphaeriaceae
Product: cfem domain-containing protein
Exons: 2
Coding region: 1-1077 (358 amino acids)
Source: RefSeq, a predicted model, not a curated record
AUGCUGACCGCAACCCCAGAUACCAAGGUCACUUUGCAAGGCUAUCAUGUUGUCGACAUUCCAAAGAUGUCGGUUGAAAGACAAAUCCUCGGGCAGCGCUACAACCUUGCGAACCAGCUGUUGUACCACCCGGUCCUGUCCAUCGUCAAGAUGUCCGUGAUCCUGUUCAUGCUUCGAAUCGACGACAAGCGCCGGCGAGUCGAUUGGUCUUUGAAGGGUCUGAUGAUAUUCAACGUCCUUCUCAUGGUCAGCACCUUCCUGGCCGAUCUGUUCCAAUGCACGCCGUGGCACUACACUUUCGACUAUCCAGCCAUGGACUUGGCAGCCCAGAAGGCCGCCGGCGCCGAUGAAGAAGGAAUGUUGAAUGGCAAGGAGAUCACGGGUGGGUACUGCAUUGAUCAAGUUGGCUUCUUCCUUGCUGCCGCGGGACUGGCUGUCUUGACGGACGUCCUGGUGUUGAUCAUUCCCAUGAUCAUGGUCAAGGACCUGCAGAUGCGGAAAAAAAGGAAGGUCGUGGUGUGGGCAAUCCUGUCGAUCGGGUGGAUCGUCACGGCUGUCAGUAUUGCCCGUUUGGGCAUCUACGCUCACCGAUUCAGUCCGAACAACAAGGACCGCAGCUAUGGAAUCGGAUACACCAUCUCCGGAGUCGAAAUCAACCUGGCCAUCAUCGCAGCUUGCGCACCGGCCAUGAACGGACUGACGAGACGGGUGGUGCCAAAUUUCCUUUCCUCCGGAAGGUCCAAAUCGUUCAGCAGGAAUAAAAGCGGUUCCUCCUGCAAGUUGAACAGUCGCUCCAUUCCCCUGAACUCGAGAGAGCUACAGCAACGGGGGGGAGUCGACCAUAAAAACAGCUUCACAGACAAGGAGAGGGAAUACCGGAUACACAACAUGUCAUUGGGUGUUCCUGAUGGCUGGGACAGCGAGGAGAGGAUGGUAAGGCCUCUGGAAAGUACCAAAUCGAGCCAGGAUGGAGACAUCGACAUACCGCUCACUCCGGUUCAUCCACCGGAAGACGGUAUCAUCCGGACCGUCAACUAUACAGUACGGGUCCAAAACUCCACGGAGCUCAGGGGCUGA